Molecule: messenger RNA, 3922 nt
Organism: Pyrus x bretschneideri (Chinese white pear)
Lineage: Eukaryota; Viridiplantae; Streptophyta; Magnoliopsida; Rosales; Rosaceae
Product: protein ALWAYS EARLY 3
Exons: 20
Coding region: 210-3683 (1157 amino acids)
Biological process (GO): DNA-templated transcription; regulation of cell cycle; regulation of transcription by RNA polymerase II
Cellular component (GO): nucleoplasm; transcription repressor complex
Molecular function (GO): DNA binding
Source: RefSeq, a predicted model, not a curated record
GAAGGCAAAAUAUGAAAAUAGCAACAAAAUUCUCUUCUAACAGUGUUUUAAAGUUUCGCGGCUUCGGCUGUACCCCCAAUUUCUUCUUCUUCUUCCUUUUCUUACUUGCAGUGCUGCUGCUCAAUUGCUCUCUCACUCCAUCUCUCAGAAUUUAGACGCGCUCCAAUUGGUCUGCAAACUCUCCUCCAGAGGUAACUAAGGAGUUAGCCAUGCCCCCAACAAGAAAAUCAAAGAGUGUGCGCAAGCGGUUUUCUUAUGAUAAUGAGGCUUCUUCUAAGCAUGGAGAGCAUGCUAACACAAGUGGGCAGAAAAAGAGAAAGUUGUCGGACAUGUUAGGGCCUCAAUGGAGCAAGGAAGAGCUAAAACAUUUUUAUGAAGCAUAUCGUAAAUAUGGAAAAGAUUGGAAGAAGGUGGCUGCUGUAGUACGCCACCGAUCUGUAGAAAUGGUAGAGGCCCUUUACACAAUGAAUAAGGCCUAUUUAUCUCUUCCUGAAGGUGUUGCUUCUGUUAUUGGUCUGACAGCAAUGAUGACUGACCACUACUCUCUACUGGGAGGAAGUGACAGUGAACAAGAAAGCAUUGAGGGUGUAGGAACUCCUUGGAAACCUCAAAAGCAUGAAAGGGUAAAAUUUCAGACUGAGGUCUCAAAAAGAUUUGGACAUAUUCCAGAUUCUUCACAAUCCCCUCCAAUGGCAUCAAGUAACGACUGCUUGUCACUGUUGAACAAUAGGCGCUCAGGAAUUAGGCCUCAUGCUGUUAAAAAAAGGACUCCUCGAGUCCCCGUUGCAUAUUCUAGUGAUAAAGAUAACAGUAGAAAUUAUGUUUCACCAGCCAGGCAAGGUUUAAAACCAAGUGUAGACGCCAAAAAUGAUGAUGUUGCUAAUGAGAUAGCAUUGGCAUUGACUGAGGCCUCACAUAGAGGUGAUUCUCCAUUGGUUUCUUGGAAAUCUAAGAGAAAAGCCAAAGGUACACCACCAACUGUUAGGAAUGGUGAAAUGAUGGGUGCAGAAUCGGAAAUGACUACAACCAGGCUCCGUGCUGGUGAAAUGGAUGAGGGUGGACAUGAAUUGAGCUUAGGAAGCACAGAAGCUGACAAUGAAGACUUUGACAGAAGUAAAAAGUAUGCAGUGGGUACAGAAGGUACUGAUACUCUGGACUUCCAACGGAGGGGGAAGAGAUACUCUGUAAAGAAGCAAAAGGUUGAAAAUAAAAGCAAUCAUUUUGAAGACAUUAAAGAAGCCGGUAGCGGAACAGAGGAAGGACAGAUGCGAGGUACUAUCAAGGGAAAACUUGAAACUAAAGUUGCGAAAAGUGCAAGAUCCUUUUACAAGGAACAAAGAAACAAAAGUAAAAAAGCUCUGAUUGCAGAAGAUGAAAACACUCCCUUUGAUGCACUACAAACUCUGGCAGAUCUAUCCUUGAUGAUGCCCGAAACUGCUGAUACAGAGUCUUCUGCACAUGUCAGGGAAGAGGAUAGUUAUGUUGCUAACAAGUCUAAAACAAAAGGGAUUCACUCAAUUCCUGGGGUUGAACACAGUGCUUUGAAAACAUCUAAACCGGGCAAACUGAAAGAGGGAGGUCACCAGUCUAACACCGGACUGCAAAAAAGAAAGCAAUUGUUGCCAUUUAAAGUAUACAAUGACACAAUUCAAACAGACUGUCGUUGGAGUGACAAUCAAAAGAUUGAGGCUACAGUUGAGGUGAAUAAGUCUAUGAAUAAAGGUAAACGGUCUUCUCAUUAUAUUACACACCCAAAGCAAGGGAAAUCAAUGAAUCCUCUACGGAAUGCAUCUUCUUCUACUGAUCAUGAAAGGGAGGAGAAUAAUUCUGGAUUAUCAGCUUUAGGAGUACCAUCUGCAAACCAGGCCAACUUACCUGCAAGAGAUAGUAUAAAAUUGAAGCUGGACAGGCACAAACCAUCAAUAGAGAAGGAUAGAAAGUCUACUGAGGGUAUUUUAGAUGAACAGCCUGAUAAACUGGUUCCUUCAUUUCGUAACAGCGAAAUAAAUAUUAAGGAAAAACUUUCUAAUUGCUUGUCUCGAUAUCAAGUGCGAAGAUGGUGUGCUUUUGAAUGGUUUUAUAGUGCAAUUGAUUACCCAUGGUUUGCUAAAAGGGAGUUUGUGGAGUACUUGAAUCAUGUUGGAUUAGGUCACGUUCCAAGAUUAACUCGUGUUGAAUGGGGUGUAAUACGGAGUUCCCUUGGCAGACCGAGGAGAUUUUCUGAGCAGUUUCUGAAGGAAGAAAAGGAGAAGCUUAAUCAGUACCGAGAAUCUGUUAGAACACAUUAUGCCGAACUUAAUGCUGGAACAAGGGAAGGGCUUCCAACUGACUUAGCUCGGCCUUUAUCAGUAGGACAGCAUGUCAUUGCUUUUCAUCCCAGGACUAGAGAGAUUCUCAACGGAAUUGUACUAACCGUCGACCAUAGUAGAUGUCGUGUUCAGUUUGAUCAGCCUGAACUAGGGGUUGAACAUAUUAUGGAUAUUGAUUGCAUGCCUUUAAAUCCAGUGGAGAAUUUACCUGCUUCUUUCACAAAGCACAAUGUCAAUGUCAAUGUCAACAAAUAUAUUGAGAACCUAAAGGAGCUCAAGGGUAAUGAACGCCUUAAAGAAGGAAAGACUGAAGGGUAUAAGGUUGCCUCUAGUGGCCAUGUGGAGAGCACUGUUCCCUGUUAUAUGCAGCCAUCGCCUCAUCAGAUCAACAAAUCAUCAAAGCAGACAGAGGGGAAAUCAUCGAAUUUUGUACAAGCUAAGGGUGGGCCCCAUGAAACUGCUGCUGCACAAGUAGCAAAUUCUCAGCUUUCACUUCCUGUGCAGAUCCAAGCAAAAGAGGCUGAUAUACGAGCUAUAUUUGAGUUGACUCGUGCACUUGACAAAAAGGAUGCGGUGGUAUCUGAGUUGAGGCACAUGAAUGAUGAGGUGUUGGAAAACCAAAGAGAUGGAGACAACUUUAUCAGGGAUUCUGAGCCUUUUAAAAAGGAAUAUGCUGCGGUGCUCUUACAGUUGAGUCAAGUCAAUGAUCAGGUUUCUUCUGCUCUUUUUUGCUUAAGACAACGCAACACAUAUAGAGGGAGUCCUGCAGUUAGCUUGGUGAAGCCCAUGGCAAAUUUAAGCGACCCUGGUGGCCAUGCAAGCCCUUCUGGGUAUUCUUGUCAUGCCCAAGAAUCGGCAGGUCAUGUGUUUGAUAUUGUUGAAAGUUCAAGAGCAAAAGCCCGCAAAAUGGUUGAUGCAGCUAUGCAGGCAAUUUCAUCAUUGAGGAAGGAAGAUAACCUUGAUAGGAUGGAGGAGAUUAUAGACUUUGUUAGUAAUCGGCUCUCUGAUGACGCUGGCAUGCUGGGACCUUCUACUACCCCUGCAGAUCCAGUUCGGGUUUCUGAGGAUCAGCCAACUGCCUGUACAUCAAAACCAAUGGAAACGAGUUGUUCAGCUGAUCCCAAGUCAAAUAGCGUAUCGAAGCGAAAUGAAGAAAAAGCCCUUACAGACCUUAUUAUAAAUUGUGUUGCAGCGUUUUUGAUGAUUCAGACAUGUACAGCGCGACAGUUUCCACCGUCUGAAGUCGCCCAGGUAUUAGACGAAGCCGUGACUAGUUUGCAGCCACUUUGUCCGCAGAACCUUUCGGUUUACGGAGAAAUACAGAAGUGCAUGGGCAUUAUUAGGAACCAGAUACUGGCGUUGGUGCCUACAUAGUUCCCCUUCACACCCUAAACGUACGUGCUCUGCAUAUUUUGUGGAUCUUUUUUGGCCCUUCUAUAUAUCCCCCUCUCAACCAUCGCCAGAAUCAAUGUGCGUAGUGGUGUAUCUUGGAGCAUUUUUGUAUGUAUAUAAUGAUAUAAAUGUUGAACAAAAUCUCUGCAUUUUAUUUAGCUUUUGGCAUUGUAAAACGAAAGGCAAAGUUAACUAAAUCAUAGGGUAUUUCCUUUCCGCUG